AUGUGUAUAAGUUUGAGCUCCCACCUUUUCACGCCAUGCCAUGGACCUGCCUUUUCUUCUCAGCAUUUCCUGAAGCACGACGGUCAUCCUGAAAUAGUACAUGUUCAUGGUCAUCACGCUCAUGGUCACGUCGAUUACCAUACUCAUCCCAAGUAUGAAUUCGGUUACAAAGUGGAAGACCAUCACACGGGAGACAGGAAAUCUCAACACGAGCACCGUGAUGGGGACGUUGUAAAGGGUGUGUACGCUCUGCACCAGCCUGAUGGCUCUGAGAGGAUUGUGCACUACCACGGAGACCAUCACACUGGAUUCCACGCGGACGUGAAAUUUGGGACCCAUCACAUCAUUCCUCAUCAUCACCACUAACACUCAUGAGUAUUAUUUAAACUAGGUUUAACCGUUUUUAUAUAUUGGUAUUAAAGAGGAAA
Messenger RNA from Pieris napi, 428 nucleotides. RefSeq names its product adult-specific cuticular protein ACP-20-like. NCBI's taxonomy places the organism in Eukaryota, Metazoa, Arthropoda, Insecta, Lepidoptera, Pieridae. The record is from RefSeq and is a predicted model, not a curated record. Gene Ontology annotation, cellular component: extracellular matrix. The transcript is spliced from 4 exons. The coding region runs from base 1 to 366 and encodes 121 amino acids.